UGUAAAUGAUGACGUAUGGUGUGUUUGUGUGCGUGGAUGCCGGCGCCGCGAGGGGGUCGCGGUCGUUCGGUCGCGCACGUUGUAUGCAUUUGCCAGUGCUGCGCGAAGAGCGUGUGUAGUUUGUGGUAUUCUUAAGGUGACUCAAACUGUCACGCACGAGACUACACCCGGCCUCAAAAUGUCAAAUCAAGCAUGGGUAACGCUGGCUACAAACGAUUCCUACGGCCUUGGAGCGCUGGUGCUGGCGCACUCAUUGCGUCGAGUCGGUUCGGCCUACCCUGCAGUGGUGCUUAUUACCCCUUCCGUCACCGAGGCUAUGAGAGAGCGACUUCGCGCAUUAUUUGCUGAGGUGGUAGUAGUCAACGUGUUGGAUUCUCAAGAUGCCACCCACCUCGCACUGCUGCAGCGGCCAGAACUAGGCAUCACCUUUACAAAGAUCCACUGCUGGAAUCUCACGCAAUACGAGAAAGGUGUCUUCCUUGAUGCUGAUACUCUGGUCGUCCAAAAUUGCGAUGAACUGUUCGAGCGUGAAGAACUAUCUGCUGCUCCCGACGUCGGCUGGCCCGACUGCUUCAAUUCUGGUGUUUUUGUGUUCAAACCAUCCGCCGAAACUUUUAGCAACCUUAUCACAUUUGCAUCUGAACGAGGCAGCUUUGAUGGUGGUGAUCAAGGUCUUCUCAACUCUUAUUUCUCGGAUUGGGCACACGGUGACAUCAAAAAACAUCUGCCAUUCCUUUACAAUGUCACAUCGGCCGCAUUCUACUCAUAUUUACCCGCCUUGAAACACUUCGGCCAAAAUUUAAAGAUAAUCCACUUUAUUGGAGCCGUCAAGCCGUGGCUACAGCAAUUUAAUUGGGCAUCUCGAUCCGUUGAAGCGCCAGAACAUUUGCGUGAUUUCUUGCAACUCUGGUGGGAUCUCUUCGUUGCACAAGUUCACGCACAGCUAGAUACAAAUAUGGAUAAUAUAGAAGACGACUCAUCAGCAGUACAUGAACAAGAAGUACCCGAAUUUAGAGAACCAGUUUUGCAUAACAUUUAUUAUGAACCCAUACUAGAUCCAAAUUCUGAAUUUCCAUGGCAUCAUCCGGAUAAUCAAAUUUUAGAUUCUGAAAUAAAUGUACCAGAAUUUGAUCUAAAGCAAUUUCACGAUCCGUGGAAUAUUUACAGAGGAAACAUUCCGCCUAGUACAGAACAAUCUAAUCCAACAGAACAAACAAUAGAUGAUUAUCAGGAUAUGAGAAAAUAUGCAUGGGAUUACAUGCCACCACAACAAGAGCAGCGCGAUUUUCAUAGUAGUUACGAACAAACGUCCCAGGAUCAUUGCCAACACGUACACGAGCACAACGAAACAAACAGUCAUCACUCUGAACAUGAACACCAAUCACACUUUUCCUCAUUUCAUUCUGAAUCUCAUAAUUUUCGUCAGCAUUCAGAACAUUAUAACAAUAAUAAUUCUCAGCAACAAUUACAAGAUACACAAAUUAAUACAUUACAUAACUACGUCGAGCAUCAACAAAUUAACAACCAAGAGCCACAUACUUAUCAUGAUCAUCACUACACUUACACUAAUCGGUUAGAAAGUAAUAAAAGUAAUUUAAAUGUACAGACUGUUGAAUCUCAAAAUAAUAAUCAUGUCUCGAAUAUGUCUUAUAAUAUCCACGAUAAAGAAGGAUCUAAACAACAUAAAAAGAGAGAUUGGACCUUUCCUUCUCAGUAUGGACAGCAAAACAAAACGGAACAAGUAUAUACCGUGAUGAUGGAUCACGUCAGAUUGCGAUGUCAACAUACAUCAAAAACAAAAGUUAAUGGAUAUGACUCCGAUAGCGAUAGUGAUGUUUAUGAGGAACUAAGACCUAGGCACCCAUACGAUGGCUUUUACUUAAGGCACAGAAUGACUAUAGACGCACGUGGGCGUAAGGUCUGCAUCCAUGAAAUACCAUUUAUUCCACGUUCGCCGACACCAGAGAGUUCAGAAGAAUUUGAAGAUGCUAUAGAAACAAUCUUAGAGGAUAUUAACGAUAAGACAAUAAAUAACGAAGAGAUUCAAACCGGCGUUGCAGCUAACCUGGCACGUGUAGUUCCCGGCGCACCGUUACAACAAGACGCCGCAGACGAACUAGCGAGGCGACAAGGUUGGGAGGCUGGAAACAUAGAUUACAUGGGAGCAGACUCUUUCGAUAAUAUAUGGGCGAAAAUAUCUCAAACUCUCAAUCAACCAGCUUCUCAAUCCGAGCAAUCAUCAGAACCGCAACCUAAACCUGUUGAAGAGACGGUAGCUGUGGCAGCAGUCGAAGCUGUUUCAGAAAAGCAAACAUUAUUACCUGCACUAGAGAAGGAAGUUACAGCUUCUGCUGCAAAAAUUGAGACUGAAGUUCCUAAAUCUACAGAGUCUGGACUAGUGGCAUCUGUUCCUGUAGAAGUUCCUACAUCGACCAAAGAAUCGAAACCAGUCGAAAUUCCAGUUCCAGCAGACGAAGCUAAACCGUCAGGUAAAAUAGAAGAACCAAUUCCCGUUCCGGUUGAGAUGGCAGCAGAAGUUCCUGAAAUAGUGGAUGUUGUUGCCCCUGUAGAAUCCUCAAGUCCUAUUGUUGUAACAGAACAAUCUGAGCAAUCUGGUAUACCAGUUGCCGCCUUAGAAGCGUUAAAAAUCGAUGAACCACUCCCAGAAGCUCUUCUACCGGUAACAGUUGCAGAACAACCGCCGGUACCAGAGCCAAUUCCAGAAGCUCCCCUACCGGUAACAGUUGUAGAACAACCGCCGGUACCAGAGCCAACUCCAGAAGCUCCCCUACCGGUAACAGUUGUAGAACAACCGCCGGUACCGGAGCCAACUCCAGAAGCUCCCCUACCGGUAACAGUUGUAGAACAACCGCCGGUAGCAGAGCCAACUCCAGAAGCUCCUCUGCCGGUAAAAGUUGUAGAACAAGCGCCGGUACCAGAGCCAACUCCAGAAGCUCCUCUGCCGGUAACAGUUGUAGAACAAGCGCCGGUACCAGAGCCAACUCCAGAAGCUCCUCUGCCGGUAACAGUUGUAGAACAAGCGCCGGUACCAGAGCCAACUCCAGAAGCUCCUGCACCCAUACCAGAGGCAGCUGAAUUAAUACCCGAAACACCAGCAUCAAAAGCCGAGGCUGACUCUGACAGUCCACCAUUAGCUAAUACACCAUCCAAGGAAGAAAUUCCUGAGGCACCAAUUGCCAAAUCGGAGGAGCGUCGCAAGCCGGUGGGCAAGUUGCAGCUGCGGCCGCCCGUAGCGACGGACCCGCUGCCCACACCCGACAGCGAGCUGGAGGACGCCGCCACGCUCGCGCACGCCAUCAUCGCCGGCGAGCUGCGCACGCCCACCGUCACCGCGCCCUCGCCGCCCGCACACUCCCACGCCGCCCCCGCCGAUCCCGCCGAACAACUCUCUCGCCUGUCCGUCCAGGAGCCCGAGGUGCCCACCCCACCCGUCGGCUCGGUCGCUCUCUCGCAGAUCGGCGUCAAGCCCAAGCCCUCAACUGCUGCCCAGAUCGAGUCAUCGGUCUCUGCGAAGACUGAGGCCGCUCCGAAACCGGCCGAGGCGUCCGACGCGCCCAAGAAGAAGGUAGUCAAGAAGGUGCUCAAGAAGGACAAAGAGGGCGCGUCGAAUGCGGAGGCGCCGGUGCCGCCGCCGCGCAAGAAGGAAAAGAAACCCAAAGAGAAAUGAGCGCCCGCCCCUCGCUCCCGAUAGUUCCUCUGUGCCAUAAUUGUAGCCUCACCUCUAUGUUACUAUUUAAUUUAAAUUUGCUUUCGUAUACGUGUAAUCGUUUUAUAUUUUAUAUUUGAUAAUGAAUAAUACUUAAUAAUAAUACUCGCAACUGCACGUCCGUUAUUGAAUUAAAAUGAUGUAUCUACGAUUUGUAAUUUUUAUUACAUAUAUUAUGUUGAUGUUUUUGGUUUUUAAGAUUUGAUAUAAUAUAAUAAUUACCAAAGCAUGACACAUAUUUAUUAAAACAAAGUGUUAUAUAUUAUAUAUAAUAUUUGUAUUAAAGUAUAUUUUCAAACGA
Vanessa tameamea is the source of this 4028-nucleotide messenger RNA. RefSeq names its product glycogenin-2. Lineage: Eukaryota; Metazoa; Arthropoda; Insecta; Lepidoptera; Nymphalidae. The record is from RefSeq and is a predicted model, not a curated record. The transcript has 9 exons. Gene Ontology annotation, cellular component: cytoplasm. Gene Ontology annotation, molecular function: glycosyltransferase activity. Bases 179 to 3688 code for a protein of 1169 amino acids.